GAGACCAGGUUGUGGUGAGUGAGUGCGCAGCAUCCGGACGAGGGGCGGGACGGGCGGAUCCGGAGGACGCUUAGGACCUAGUUGCUGCUCAGACCCGCAGGAUCGAGGCUUCCGGUGGACGAGAAACCACCCAACAUGGCAUCGGAGAGCGGGAAGCUGUGGGGCGGCCGGUUUGUAGGCACCGUGGACCCCAUCAUGGAGAAGUUCAACUCGUCCAUCACCUACGACCGGCAGCUGUGGGAAGUGGAUGUGCAAGGCAGCAAGGCCUACAGCCGGGGCCUGGAGAAGGCAGGGCUCCUCACCAAGGCCGAGAGGGACCAGAUACUCCAGGGCCUGGACAAGGUGGCUGAGGAGUGGGCCCGGGGCACCUUCAAACUAAAUCCGCAUGAUGAGGACAUCCACACGGCCAAUGAGCGGCGUCUCAAGGAGCUCAUUGGUGACACCGCAGGGAAACUACACACAGGACGAAGUCGGAACGACCAGGUGGUGACAGAUCUCAGGCUGUGGAUGCGGCAGAACUGCGAGACACUCUCCGCCCUCCUCCGGGAACUCAUCAGAACCAUGGUGGAUCGAGCGGAGGCGGAACAUGACGUCCUCUUCCCAGGGUACACUCACCUGCAGAGGGCUCAGCCCAUCCGCUGGAGCCAUUGGAUCCUGAGCCACGCCGUGGCACUGACCAGAGACUCUGAGAGGCUACUGGAGGUGCAGAAGCGGGUCAACGUCCUGCCUCUAGGGAGCGGGGCCAUUGCAGGCAAUCCACUGGGUGUGGACCGGGAGCUGCUCCGAACAGAACUGAAAUUUGGGGCUAUCACUGUCAACAGCAUGGAUGCUACCAGUGAGCGUGACUUUGUGGCUGAGUUCCUGUUCUGGGCUUCGCUGUGCAUGACCCAUCUCAGCAGGAUGGCUGAGGACCUCAUCCUCUACGGCACCAAGGAGUUCAGCUUUGUGCAGCUCUCUGAUGCCUACAGCACCGGAAGUAGCCUGAUGCCCCAGAAGAAAAACCCAGACAGCCUGGAGCUGAUCCGGAGCAAGGCGGGGCGAGUGUUUGGACGGUGUGCUGGGCUCCUGAUGACCCUCAAGGGACUUCCGAGCACCUACAACAAGGACUUACAGGAGGACAAGGAAGCCGUGUUUGAAGUGUCUGAAACCAUGAGUGCUGUCCUCCAGGUGGCCACUGGCGUCAUCUCUACAUUGCAGAUUCACCGUGAGAACAUGUGGCGGGCUCUCAGUCCUGACAUGCUGGCCACUGACCUCGCCUACUACCUGGUCCGCAAAGGGAUGCCAUUCCGCCAGGCCCAUGAGGCCUCUGGGAAAGCAGUGUUCAUGGCCGAAACCAAGGGCGUGGCGCUCAACCAGCUGUCGCUUCAGGAGCUACAGACCAUCAGCCCCCUGUUCUCAGGCGACGUGAGCCACGUGUGGGACUAUGGGCACAGCGUGGAGCAAUAUACUGCCCUGGGUGGCACUGCGCGCUCCAGUGUCGACUGGCAGAUCGGCCAGGUGCGAGCGCUGCUUCGGGCACAGCAGGCCUAGGUCCCCCGACCCCGCUCCCAAAUAAAGUGGGCCAGAGAGAA
This is a messenger RNA of Artibeus jamaicensis (Jamaican fruit-eating bat), 1571 nucleotides long. It is a transcript of the gene ASL, whose product is annotated as argininosuccinate lyase. Gene Ontology annotation, cellular component: cytosol. Gene Ontology annotation, molecular function: argininosuccinate lyase activity. The transcript has 17 exons. Lineage: Eukaryota; Metazoa; Chordata; Mammalia; Chiroptera; Phyllostomidae. The record is from RefSeq and is a predicted model, not a curated record. The coding region runs from base 136 to 1530 and encodes 464 amino acids.